AUGAAUGACAAGGAAUUUGUUUUUAAUUACAUCAAAAAGUAUGAUAAUGGAUUGCGAUAUGCUUCCACACAAUUAAAAGAAGAUCGAGAUAAAAACAUUCGCAAGGAUAAAGAAGUGAUAUUGACAGCCGCAAAAAGCUGCUCAUAUGUAUGGGAGGAUGUUCCUUCAGAACUGAAAAUUGAUAAAGAAUUCGCUUUGGAAAUAGUUCAACAGAAUGGAUGGACUUUGUAUUUCGCACCAGAAAACUUUAAGAUCGAUAAGGAAAUUGCAUUGACUGCUGUCAGGCAAAAUGGAGAAGCAUUGAGAUGUAUUAAGGACAAUAUUCAUUUGAAGUUAGAUAAGGAAAUAGUAUUGGAAGCAGUCAAACAAAAUAAGAAUGCAAUUCGAUAUAUUGACGAAGAUUUACGUUUAGAUCAUGAAUUCAUGUUGACAGUAAUUAAAACAAUCUUGCCAGAAUUUUCUCAUUUAGAAUCUUUUGAUUAUUCACAAAAAGAUGUCAUGAUGAAACUUGUUCAAGUUUUUGGAUGCUAUCUUGCACAUGCAAGUGAUGAAAUCAUUAAUGACCGAGAAAUUGUUUUGAAUGCAGUCAAAAAUUAUGGCUAUUCAUUCUGCUAUGCAUCUGAGGAUUUGAGGAAUGAUCGAGAGAUUGCCUUACUGGCCGCUAGACACGACAAUUAUAGUGUAUUGGAAUAUGCAUCUUUUGAAUUGAGGAGAGACAAAGAAUUCAUGUUAAAAUCUGUCAAUCAACAUGGAUAUUCUCUUGAAUAUGCAUUUGAUGAGUUGAAGAAUGACAAAGAAGUAGUGUUGGCUGCAGUCAGACAAAAUGGUUGUGCUUUUGAAUUUGCGUCCGAUAGACUGAAAAGUGAUAGAGAAGUGAUAUUGCUGCUGUAA
This is a messenger RNA of Naegleria fowleri, 891 nucleotides long. RefSeq lists its product as uncharacterized. Bases 1 to 891 code for a protein of 296 amino acids. The record is from RefSeq and is a predicted model, not a curated record. Lineage: Eukaryota; Heterolobosea; Eutetramitea; Acrasida; Naegleriidae. The transcript has 2 exons.